AUUUGAAAUUCUUCUUCUACCCGCUUAGCAUGGCCUAUGUAUUAAAGACACUCAACAGCUGGUUCUGGUGGGAGAGCUUGUGGAUACCUGCCAAUUGCACAUGGGCAGAUCUUGAAGACCACGAUGGCAUUGUCUUUCCAAAGCCAUAUCAAUUAUAUGCCACGAUACCAUACGCUUUUGUGAUGCUGAUGGUCCGAUUCGUGAUAGAAAGAUAUAUUGCCAUACCUCUAGCAAAAGCUUUAGGUAUCAAGAACGUAACGCGAGUGAAGCCGCAGCCAAAUGCUGUUCUAGAGAAUUAUUUCCGAAAAUGCACAAAACAUCCAUCCCAAUCUGAGAUUCAAGGCCUGGCCAAAAAGUGUAACUGGACAGUUCGUUUGGUGGAAAAGUGGUUUAGGAGACGGCGAAAUCUUGAGCUCCCAACGAUGCUUCGGAAAUUCCAGGAAGCUUGCUGGCGAUUUUCAUUUUAUCUCACAUCAUCCAUUGCUGGAUUUAUAUUUCUAUAUGAUAAACCUUGGUUUUAUGAUAUAUGGCAAGUGUGGGUUGGCUAUCCAUUUCAGCCCUUGCUAUCAUCCCAAUAUUGGUACUACAUGGUCGAGAUUAGUUUUUAUUGGUCUCUGUUGUUUACCCUUGGUACUGACAUCAAAAGGAAGGACUUUAUGGCCCACGUCGUUCAUCAUUUGGCAGCCAUUGUUUUGAUGGCCUGUUCUUGGUGUGGCAAUUAUGUUCGUAUUGGGACCUUAGUGAUGAUUGUACAUGAUACUGCAGACUUUUGGCUUGAGUCAGCCAAAAUGUUUAAUUACGCUCGUUGGGAAAAAACCUGCAAUGUUCUCUUCGUCAUCUUCUCUGUCGUGUUCUUCAUCACGCGGAUUAUCCUUUUCCCUUUUUGGAUUUUACCUGGCACAUUAUAUCUGCCUUCAUAUUACUCCUCAACAAUCGUCAUAGCAUAUUUCAUCUUCAAUGGGCAGCUUCUAAUUCUGCAAGGCCUCCAUCUCUACUGGGGCUACUUUGUUCUCAAAAUUUUGAAUAAAUUCCUGUUCCUAAAGGUGUUCAGGACGCCUACACCUGCUUGGGCUAAAACUGAUGGCAAAAAAGACUUGAAAGAUGACCGGAGUGAUGAAGAAGAGGAAGACUCCCUCACUGAUAAUGAAGAGUGCAUGAAGAAUGGCAGCAAGAAUGGCAGCAAGAAUGGCUGUGGGUUGAGCAGACACCAACUCUUAAACAACAAUCAUUAGAUCCAACCCUGCACCAGCUCCUGCAGUGUCGCUUGCUGUGUCCUUAACCCAACCUACAGUAUAGAGCUUAAAGUCAACAGGCUUAAAAGAGUCUGUGAUUGAUUUAUUGCUGGUUACUAGAUCUGGAAGGAAGCCCAUUUUAGAAAGGGGGUGGGGGGACUGCUUAACAUGACAAAAUGUGUUAAUGACCCACUUUCUGAAUUACUGCAUACAAGUGUGUGAAAAACAUAUCUAGACUCUGUAAAUCUCUCUUGAAAUGCUCAAGAAUUUCAAAACUAUCUCAGAACACUUAAAAUCUAAUGGAUUUAAUCAUACAUUGCAAAUCUGAGAAAAGCCAGGCAACUUUACCCAAUAAUUUUAGUGGCGUUUCCAUAUAUUUUUAGAAGCUGAUGUGAACCCCACUAAAGAUCAGAAUUGCAAGAGAAAUCUAUAACACUGGGAUGUAUUAUCCAGCAUUUUACGCAUCCUGUUUGCAUUUCAGCCCUUAGCACUGGGCUGCUGCUUGUGAAUUAGAUCUAAUUCCCAUGUGGCUGGGGGAAGCUAGCAAGUAGGCUCUGUGGCUAUUAUUCAAGUUUGUUUGUGCCUCCCUGAAAUGCCUCCUUCACUUAAAGAAGCAAUUGUUAGAUCCUUGCUCAAAAAAAUCCGUUCUUUGCAAUGGCAGAUAAUCUCUCCAGAUAUCACCCAUCUCAAGUCUUCUGUUUCAGGGGAAGAUUUUCAAGAAAGUGGUGGCAAAAAAAAUAAAAUCUCAUUCAUUAAUAGGGUUUGUAACGUUUUUGAGACUGGAUUACUGCAUUGAGUUCUGCAGGAGGCUACACUGUCAAACCACUCAGCAAUUGCAGCUAGUCCACGGUGCCAUGGUCUACUCAGUCAUUGGAGUCUUGCACAAAAUGAGCUCUGAGCUUUCCAAUACUCUGGCUAUCGACCAACUUCCAGACGAAGUUUCACUUAUAAAGCCCUAAAACAGUGGUUCUCAAACCUUUGUACUAGUAACCCCUUUCACAUAGCAAGCCUCUGAGU
Trachemys scripta elegans is the source of this 2249-nucleotide messenger RNA. RefSeq names its product ceramide synthase 3 (gene CERS3). Lineage: Eukaryota; Metazoa; Chordata; Testudines; Emydidae. The transcript is spliced from 11 exons. Gene Ontology annotation, biological process: ceramide biosynthetic process. Bases 30 to 1232 code for a protein of 400 amino acids. Gene Ontology annotation, cellular component: membrane. The record is from RefSeq and is a predicted model, not a curated record. Gene Ontology annotation, molecular function: sphingosine N-acyltransferase activity; DNA binding.